UUGGCGUUGCGGGCCGGGCGGGGGCCGCGGAGCUGCGAUGCGGACGGGCCCGCGGCGGUGACCCGAGCUGCCGCCCGACAUGAACUCGCUGGAGCAGGCGGAAGAUCUCAAGGCUUUUGAGAGGAGACUUACAGAAUAUAUUCAUUGUUUGCAACCUGCCACUGGACGUUGGAGAAUGCUUCUUAUAGUGGUAUCUGUCUGCACAGCUACUGGUGCCUGGAACUGGUUAAUAGAUCCCGAGACACAAAAGGUGUCCUUCUUCACAUCUUUAUGGAAUCACCCAUUUUUCACUAUUAGCUGUAUUACUCUAAUAGGCUUGUUCUUUGCCGGAAUACACAAGAGGGUCGUUGCACCAUCAAUCAUAGCUGCUCGAUGUCGAACUGUAUUAGCAGAAUACAACAUGUCUUGUGAUGAUACAGGAAAACUCAUUUUGAAACCUAGGCCUCAUGUUCAGUGACAAUCUGCACUCAUUGUUCUGGGACCUAAAACAGCCUUUCUUCAAAUGAGUGAUACAGCAAAAAGCCAUAAAGGAUUCCUUUUACAGUUGGAUAUGUGAAGGUCAUAGCAACAACUGACAAGAAGUGUGCAAUAUUUACCCAGAUGAUCUCGAUGAUGAUGACUCGUCUCCCCCGUGCUUGGUACCUUUGAUUAUCUGUGUUACAGUAUUAGUGUCACUUUAGUACUUCAGACCCUGCAGAGACUUAUGCAGAUGAAGUAUGUCUGUAUGUUACUAAGUUAAACUUAGAAACAGAACCUCAUCCAGUUUUUAUAAUGUAUUUUUGCAAACUACUGUAAAUAGCAAAUCAAUGCCAAUGUCAAAGAGGGAAGCGUUCCGUGGACUUUGUUCUCCUGCACCAGUAUCGUGGGAGCAUCCGUUGGCCGCCCCAUGGCUCUUCACACCCAGCUAUUGUGUAUAGCUGUGCCUUUCAUUCUUACACCCCUCUGUUCUAAUCAUAAUGCAAGAAAAACAUCGGAUCGAGUGUAAACUGAGAAAGACUCAUCUCCAUUAUGUUGUGAGAAAUUAUAGAUAUUCUGAGAAACCAUUUUUGUUAAACCAGAUAGUGAACUUCAACCACUCUCAUGGUAACCAUUUCCAGUUUGUUGUUUUCCUUCAAUGCUAAAUAUACUUUAUAUUUUUUUUUAAUAAUUUUAAGAACACUCCAAAGGCUUCUGAAUAUACAAGUUUAGUUAUAAAUUAUGUACUGUCUGGGAAUUUGAUAGUCCUUGUUUUAGAUCAUUGGAUCUUAACGCCGCGGUUGGCGUGUUGUUACACUAGUGUUGCACGGGUGUAAUUGAUCCGCCGCUCCAUCACGGGGUGACUUGGGAGCGGCGCCCCAAACUAGAGUCUACAAUUCUCACUGUUCCGAGAGUGUUAAUGACAUACUGUGUAUGCAUUUUAGCCACCUGUACUAUAAUUGCCCUUAAUCUUAAACUAUUGGGAUUGCUGUAAAUAUUUUAAAGAACUGGAGGUGCCUUUUACCUGUUUAUUAGAUGAUUUUGAAAAGGUUUAAAUUAUUUCAUGAGCAGUCUUUUAAAUUCCAUUUAACAUGAAGCUGAAAAUUCACUCACAGGACAAAAACUUUUUAACAAGGCUACCAUUUAACUUAACUGUCCAUCUUGGCUUUGACAUGUUUGAGAUUUUAUUCUUGAAACUGCAGCAAUAAGACCCUCUCUGCUCCUACGAAGUCAUCAGAGGGUACUCCAUGUAUUCGGCACAGUUUGAUUGUCUGUAAAUUUUGUAGGUAAAUAUGUGCAUAAAAAUAAAUACUUUAUAUAUAA
Molecule: messenger RNA, 1779 nt
Organism: Neogale vison (American mink)
Lineage: Eukaryota; Metazoa; Chordata; Mammalia; Carnivora; Mustelidae
Gene: CNEP1R1
Product: CTD nuclear envelope phosphatase 1 regulatory subunit 1
Exons: 6
Coding region: 80-457 (125 amino acids)
Cellular component (GO): cytoplasm; Nem1-Spo7 phosphatase complex
Source: RefSeq, a predicted model, not a curated record